GAACAACUGAAUUUGUAUGUCGGCCGUAAAACCUGCAUUUAAGGGACACACAUUCUAACCAAUCAGACUAAAUAAAUCAGCAGGCCCAGGUUUUAUCAUCACAGAUAACCCUCAUUAAUCCAGCGAGUUUUUUCCUGAAGACAAAGGACAAAAUGAAUUGCUUCAUUGGAGUUGCCUGAGCAGCAUGCUAAUGCAGGGAGGUGGAAGGCAUGAAUUAUUCAUGCCCUUGCAGCCUGAGCAAGCAGAUCCUGGCUUUUCCUGUUACCAUUGCAACAAGUGGCAGCUGGCCCAGCCGUGCUCGGGCCGUUCCGCAUCCCGGGAGAGCACGGAAAUGCCUUCUCGAGAGGGAAAACCUCCGUGCCCCCGCUGCGCCCAAAGCAGCCGGGUGGAUUUUCAGGUUAAGCCUUAUGCAAAAUGGACCCGGGAAGCACAAUCUUUUGUAACUCGGAUGUUCUUGACCAUAAACUACUCUUCUUGGAAGAAAACGGGUUGCUUCGGAGGGACACAAAAGCAAUGGAGCACUGAUGGUCAGAGGACAUGCACAGGCCUUCGGCGUGAGAGAGCUGUGGAGAGCAAAUCAAGCUCUACCAAGGAAUCUCUGUCAUCACAAAAUACAACUAUUUCACCAAUAGUCAUUUCACAGAUGAUUGAUGAGAAUAAAUCAAAAGAAAACUGGCCAGUUUUGUCUAUGUUGUCCAUGAUCUCCCAGCCCAGUGCUUAUCAAGUGAAGCAGUCUUUGGUUAACCAUGGUGCAGUCAGCAUUAACAGGGCAUUUAUGGUACUUCCCAGCAGAAUAGAAAUUCAAGCAUCUUUAGAUGACACCACGUCUCCAUCGGACUCUCCCACUGCAGAGGAAAAACAGUGUCAAAACCAGCACAGAGGGUUUGCCUCCAUAACUAUUACAGCCAGACGUGUUGCUGUGGGCUUCAGCGACCCAGCACAUGGAUCUGGGGCAGUACAAGAGCCCAACGCCAUGUCCCACACCUCAAGCAAAGUCCCUGUAAGGUCCCUCCAUUGCUGGCCUCCACAUGGACACACAAACCAACAUGUCUCUCCAUUAAAGGUAUCUGAAUCUUGCUCACAAUUCAGUGAAGAGCCACGAAAGCAGCUUUUUGACCCUGGAAACAAGGAGAACAGUGUGGGUCUUCAAAGCAGUGAUGGGAGAGAGAAUGUACCACCUUCAUUCAUUUCAUGUGUCCACCUUCAGGUUUCUCAGCGGUGUCCAAAUACCAUCUAUUAUUUAGACAAGUCGCUCAAUGUGUGCAUUGACCAACCUCAAAUUAAAUGCCAAAAAAUUCAUAGAUCAGCGUUAUCCUUCAAUAUAAAUUGCAGUUUGUCUAGAUUAACAGCAGAUGGAGUAGAUGGCAUAGCUAAUGGAGAGCCAAUUGAGGAGAUAUUUCAAACAAAGCUCCUAGAAGAAAACAAGAUUCCACUCAGAUCAAACUCGAGUGCAGAUUUAACAGAAAACAAUGUAAUUAAUAAAGAGAAAACAAAUGGACGUUAUUUGGGUAGCAAAUACCCUUUACAAAGUGUCUUUUUCUCAGAGCUUCCAGCAUUUGUGGAUACACCCAGAGGACCUAAUAACAUAGUAACAGCAAAGAAAGAUGAUGGAACACAAAUGCUAUCGGGAAGCAAGAAGAAUCAAUGCACCACAGGCUGGAGCAGUGCAAUGGACUCUGGCUCCCUUCCAGAUACAGCAUCCAGAAAGGCAGUUGCUGUUGCUAGUGAUGUCUCAUUGGGAAAGAGAGAUCCCUCCAAAGGCACCUCCAGAUCCAAAGAGAUCCAAGCACAGGGCAUCCUGAAACCAAAAAUCUCUGUCUCCAGAAGCUUGUGCAAUCUAACAGCUUCAUCAAGAACCCUCCUGGAAGAAAAUGUUCAUAGGGAAAACCAGCUCCUAAAAAGCGAUUAUGAAUUCUGUGGUUCAAGUGACAAACUGAAAGAGCGUGAGGAGGAGGACGAGCGGGAGGGAGCCAGCAGGGUAACACUAUCCACGGCUCACUCGCCAGAUGUUACUCAUGGGAAAAGCAACGCACUCACCCAGCCAGAAACCAGCUCCCAGGCUGAGAAACAUCCACCUACCCCGCGGACACUGCGGGAAGCACUAGAAAUCCACAAGCCUCAGUUCAUCUGUCGUUCACAAGAAAGGCUGAAGAGACUUGAACAAAUGGUCCAGCUGAGGAAAGCCCAGCAGAGCGAAGCUCCUGCAACCAACCAAGUACCACCUCUUCGCAAGUCUGCCUCAACAUCCACUUCGAGCAGAAGAAAGCAAUUCACUGUUCCUCACCCUCUCAGUGAUAACCUCUUCAAACCAAAGGAAAGAUUCAUUCCUGAGAAGGAGAUGCAUAUGAGAUCUAAAAGGAUUUAUGACAAUUUACCUGAAGUGAAAAAGAAACAAGAAGAAAAACAGAAGCGGAUCAUCAUCCAGAGUAAUAAGCUGCGUGUCGAGAACUUUAAAAAGCAAUUACUGGACCAGCUCCUUCAAAGAAACACGGAGUGACAAAGGAUUCUCUUGCCCAUUAUCCUAAUUGGAUCUUGAAUGCCUUUGACUGCCAUAAAAUUCACUGUUAUCUCAAUUACCUGGAGGUGUUGUUCUUAUCUUUGGCUCUUUGUAUGAAGAAAGAACAUUUAUAUUUCAACUGAAAUUUAUAGGCAUCUUUCAAGUAAUCAAAACCAGUCUAAAAGGAGCACAGCUGCUUCAGAGCAUCACCUUUUGGUCAGCUUGCCCAGAGGAAAUCAUUUAAAGAAUUUUAAAUGCAAAUACUGAAUUACAGUGGUAUUAUUUACCUUCAUCUUUUGAAAAAGAUGCAUCUCUGUAGCCAUAGAACUGGUUUUAUAAGAUCUGGACAACUUAUUUCACUGAAGUAUUCUAUUAAUUGAUUUCCUGUGAGUUAAAUCCUUGAAGUAAAGAAAAAUGAAAAUCAUUAUUUGUUAUGUUUAGAAACUAGCUGAAAUAGCAUUCCCACAUAAUCAUAGAAGCAGCAGUUUCACAUUAAUACUUAACAUACCAAAAGGGACCAAUAUUUUAGCUCUCUGGAGAACUCUAUUCCUGUUUAUGUAGUGAAUCUACAUAGCAAGCUUACCUGUUAAAGAGCAAUACUUUAAAACUUGAUUGUAACAGGGUUUUGUGUUUUUCAUUGUAAUAUAUAUUUUACUCCACUUCUAUGAUCACUAAGUAUUUAUAGAAAUGGCAUAUUAAGAAGUGGUGCCAAGAAGUAUGUUUGCAUCAAAACUGCAGAACUAAAACCAUCUGUAAUGUUUCCUCCAAAAAUAUUUAAAUCUUUAUUUGUACAUUUUGGAAGUAAAACCAACCAGCUUACAAACCAAUGGAGUUUAUUUAUGGAAUAAAAUAUGAAUACAA
Messenger RNA from Strigops habroptila (Kakapo), 3358 nucleotides. RefSeq names its product chromosome 5 C10orf90 homolog (gene C5H10orf90). The coding region runs from base 185 to 2497 and encodes 770 amino acids. NCBI's taxonomy places the organism in Eukaryota, Metazoa, Chordata, Aves, Psittaciformes, Psittacidae. The record is from RefSeq and is a predicted model, not a curated record. Gene Ontology annotation, cellular component: cytosol; centriole; centrosome. Gene Ontology annotation, biological process: regulation of centriole replication. The transcript has 9 exons.